AGCACCCGUCUCGUGGUUCGACUCGAGCCUCCAUUAGAUGAAGGGGUACCUCUUGCCGUAUAGGGAACGAUGCAUCUGGAAGCCGAGAUUCUCAUGGGUAUAUAUAUAUCUCCCUCCUGGACCCCCGAUCCGUGACCUGUCCCCAGCACUCAGCAGCACCAACAAACAUAUCAGAGCAAUCACACCCACAACUACCAAGCAAAACGCAAUAGCAAGCAACAAAACCGUCCAGGGCAUUCAAAAUGGCUACCGAAAUGCUCAUGCACUCCCCCAUUGCCGUGGUUUCGUGGGCCAAGAACCGCCUGGACUUAUUCGGCAUCGGAACCGACAAACAAAUGUUCCAUAAGGCAUGGAACGGCACCAGAUGGAGUGCCAACUGGGAACCCCUCGGCGGUGUCUUCACUAGCCAUCCCGCGGUAGCCUCGUGGGGCCCCAACCGCAUCGAUGUCUUCGGCCUCGGAACCGAUAAGCAGAUGUUUCACAAGUGGUGGGACGGCAGCAAGUGGAGCUCUGGCUGGGAAGGCCUGGGUGGUGUCUUUACUAGCCAGCCGGCCGUCGUCGCCUGGGGCGAGAACAGGCUGGAUAUCUUCGGCCUCGGCACUGACAGCCAGAUGUUCCACAAGGCAUGGGACGGCAACAAGUGGAGCGCCGGCUGGGAACCCCUCGGUGGCAUCUUCACCAGUCCCCCAGCCGUCGUAGCUUGGGGCGAGAACCGGCUCGACAUCUUCGGCCUGGGAACCGACCAUCAGAUGUUCCACAAGGCAUGGGACGGCAGCAAGUGGAGCUCUGGCUGGGAACCCCUCGGUGGUGUUUUCUCCAGCCUCCCGGCCGUAUGCUCCUGGGGCGCCAACCGCCUCGAUAUUUUUGGUCUUGGGACCGACAGCCAGAUGUUCCACAAAGCAUGGGACGGCAGCAAGUGGAGCGCCGGUUGGGAGCCUCUCGGUGGCGUCUUCACGAGCGCUCCCGCUGUGGUGUCUUGGGCCUCCAACCGGAUCGACAUCUUUGGCCUCGGGACGGACCACCAAAUGUACCACAAGGCAUGGGCUGGUGGAUGGCAUCCCUCUGUCAAGGACUGGGAGGCAUUGGGCGGCAAGUUCAACAGCGCCCCGGUGGUUGUGGCUUGGGGUGACCAGCGCUUGGAUGUCUUUGGGCUGGGGACUGACAACUCGCUGUUUCACAAGGCAUGGGCUGGGGCAUGGCAUCCUUCCGCAACUGGUUGGGAGGCCCAGGGAGGAGUCUUCAUUGGCUAG
Chaetomium fimeti is the source of this 1250-nucleotide messenger RNA. Its product is annotated as carbohydrate-binding protein. Bases 243 to 1250 code for a protein of 335 amino acids. The transcript is spliced from 2 exons. The record is from RefSeq and is a predicted model, not a curated record. Lineage: Eukaryota; Fungi; Ascomycota; Sordariomycetes; Sordariales; Chaetomiaceae.